This is a messenger RNA of Solanum stenotomum, 964 nucleotides long. Its product is annotated as protein yippee-like At4g27745. The coding region runs from base 402 to 722 and encodes 106 amino acids. The record is from RefSeq and is a predicted model, not a curated record. The transcript is spliced from 3 exons. NCBI's taxonomy places the organism in Eukaryota, Viridiplantae, Streptophyta, Magnoliopsida, Solanales, Solanaceae.
CACAAUCAUUAUCAGAAGAAAGGAGUAUAGAGUUGUCGUGUAUCUUGAUGCUCCUCAUUCAUCUUUGUCAUAACUCACCAAACUCCGACACACCUCCUUACCCUACCCCCACCCCCAACCCACUCCCUCUUCUUGUCUCCUUGAAAUAGGGAAAAGCAACUGAUCAAUCUCCCAUUUGUUGCCAUGAUGACACUAUAAACAGUAGCAGAUAUUUAGUCAAAAGAGAAAAAGGGUGUGUAGAUAACAAAUUGUGGCUAUUGAAGAUAAAGGUAUAGUCUUUUUGCUCUGUACACUGUUAUUGUAGUUAACUUUGUUGUGUUGGAAUUAUAUUUUGUUUGUGAUGAUCUCAGAGUAUCACAGUUUUUGGGAAAACUGAUUGUGUAUAGAAUCUUGAUCAUCAAAUGGCUGAGGUGAUUGGACCUAGAUUGUACAGUUGCUGCAAUUGUAAGAAUGAAGUUGCACUUCAUGAUGACAUUAUUUCUAAGGCUUUUCAGGGAAGAAAUGGUCGAGCAUUUUUGUUCUCUCACGCAAUGAACAUAGUCGUGGGACCAAAAGAGGAUAGGCAUCUCAUGACUGGUCUCCAUACAGUUGCUGAUGUUCAUUGCUGCGACUGUCGUGAGGUGCUUGGCUGGAAAUAUGAACGAGCAUAUGAAGAGGCACAGAAGUACAAGGAAGGAAAGUUUGUACUUGAGAAGUCAAAGAUCGUCAAGGAAAACUGGUAGUAGUCCACCCUGAAUUCUCAUCAAUUCAAAAUGUCAAUUCAUUGCUCAUUGCUGUAUAAAUUUCUUAUGUUUGUUGUCUGAUUGGAUUGGAUAUGUUGAACAAUCUUGUGAAUAAUCAAUCUCCAAAAUCAUAAUUUGUAAAUACCACAACAACAACAAUAAACAUACCUUAGCCCUACCUUUGUUGGGUAGAAAGGCUGUUUCCGAUAGAUUAUGAUAUUUGCUUUACUUGGUUUCUGCUA